Molecule: messenger RNA, 997 nt
Organism: Periconia digitata
Lineage: Eukaryota; Fungi; Ascomycota; Dothideomycetes; Pleosporales; Periconiaceae
Source: the annotation of a GenBank genome assembly
CCAUUCCCGAUUACAAUGGCUAAAAACCAACAGUUUACCAUAGGAUGGAUAUGCCCACUCCCUCUAGAAAAAGAAGCAGCGAGACUCAUCCUGGAUGAAGAAUACCCACAGGAAGCCGUCAAGCACCAGAGCGCCUUCUAUCUGGGCGGCCGCAUUGGCAAGCACGAGGUCGUUAUCGGAGUGCAGAGAAGAACAGGUCUUGAUGGCGCUGCCAUCCUUACUGAGAAGAUGCGUGCCGGAUUUCCAAACAUUAAGUACUUUCUCCUGGUCGGGAUCGCAGGAGGCGUGCCACGAUACGGAACGGUAGGUGCUGCCUCUGAGAUAAUGCUUGGGGAUGUGAUCGUCAGCUCGCUACGGGGCAACCAUGGCGGGGUGGUGCAAUACGACAGGGGCAGGUGGAAGGGCGAAGGGCGCCUCAACUUCCGUGGGCAUACGAAUGGCGUUCCCGGCGAUCUGAUGGCCGCCGUCAAUAACUUCCGCGCAGAAGGCUGGUCCAAAACCAACAUCUCGGAGAUGCUGAAGCAGAUGCGUGUUAAGCUGGAUGAGAAGCGACAGCGCCAGUACGAUGACCCGGGACCCAUCCGUGACAGGCUCUUCGAAGACAGCUAUGAGCACAAAGGGAAUGAGUUUGACGACUGCAAAGACUGCUGCGACGCCGACUACACUACGUCCCGUUCGCAACGAGGGGAGAGCGCGUAUUGAUCGCUCGACGAGCCAGCUGUGCAUUUUGGCAACAUCGCGUCGAGCAAUCAGCUACAGAUCUCCGCCGCAGAACGAAACAGAAUCUAGAAAGAGCACGACGUCGUCUGCUUUGAGAUGGAAGCGGCGGGAGUCCAGAACAAGAAAAACCAUACCUCUAAAUCUCCAAAUCCCCACCACAGCAUCAAAACAUCAAAACCAAAAUAUCCAGUCCCUUUCUCUCCUCUACGCAGAUCACCAUCUCCACCCCGAUCCAAACCACAAGAAACCAACACCCCUAUCCUCUCUCUUCUAUCUU